AUGGUCAAGUUUCGUCAAUUUUUAUUUUCGUUAAUAUUACUUCUUUUUCAAAUUGCAUUCACAUUUUUACUUGGCUUUCAUAGUGAGUAUAAAUAUUAUCCAGUUUCAAAUGUUACUAAUUUUGAAGAACCACCGCGUGGUCUUGUGGAGUUUUACUAUGCUAUGUUCACUGAUAUUCAUGUUAUGAUGUUUAUUGGUUUUGGAUUUUUAAUGACAUUUUUACGUCGAUAUUCAUUUUCAUCUAUUGGAUUUAAUUUUAUUUUAUGUGCUUUUACAUUGGAAUGGGCUAUAAUUAUACGUGGUUAUCUGUUUGAUUGGAGUUCUGAUAAUCAAAAAUUUAUAGUUGAUAUACAAAGUUUAGCAACAGCAGAUUUUGUAUCAGCUAGUAUACUUAUAUCAAUGGGUGCUGUUUUAGGAAAAGUAAAUGCUGUUCAAUUAAUUUUAAUGUCAUUUAUUGAAGUACCUAUACAAGUUGUUAAUGAAUGGAUCGGUACACAUUUAUUUUGUGCUUUUGACCCUGGUGAAUCCAUGUAUGUUCAUGCAUUUGGUAAUAAGACUAAAUUUAUUUUUAUCUUUGACAAAAAGAAAACAAAUAAUUUUUAUAUUCUAGGUGCAUAUUUUGGUUUAGCUGUUACAUUUGUUUUAUUUCAUUCGGAUGUUCUUGAUUCUUCACUAGAAAAAUCACGUUAUACAUCAGAUAUAUUUGCAAUGAUUGGUACAAUAUUUCUUUUUUGUUUUUGGCCAUCAUUUAAUGCUGGUACUACAAGUGGUAUUGAUCGUCUUUAUGCUGUUACGAAUACCUAUAUAUCCAUAUGUGCUUCAGUUAUUGGUGCUUUUCUUAUGUCAUCUUUUCUUAAAAAAAAUAAACUUGAUAUGGUUCAUAUACAAAAUUCUACAUUAGCUGGUGGAGUUGCAGUUGGAACAGUAUCAGGAUCAAAUAUUGGUCUUCAUGGUGCAAUGGUUAUCGGUACACUUGCUGGUAUGAUAUCAGUUUUAGGUUAUCAUUUUCUUUUACCUAAAUUACAACGUAUACGUAUUCAUGAUACAUGUGGUGUGAAUAAUUUACAUGGAAUGCCAGGAUUAAUAGCUGGUAUAACAGGAAUUAUUGUUGCUUCGAUUGGUGAUCGUUCAGGGUUUUUAAAUCAUUUAACAAAUGUAUGUCUUAGUGGUGGAAAAUCUCGAGAGAAUCAUACUCAAUCUGCAUAUCAAGCAGCUGCACUUGGACUUACAUUAGGUAUGGCUAUUGUUGGUGGACUUAUAACAGGUAUUAUAUUACGCAUACCAAUAUUUGCUCAAAAAGAUAAAUAUUUUGAUGAUGAAGAAAAUUGGCAUUUACCUGAAGACGAGAUUUAUGGUAAUGAAACUUCACAUACAGUAGUAAUUGCACGAACUGCUGUAUAA
Molecule: messenger RNA, 1401 nt
Organism: Rotaria sp. Silwood2
Lineage: Eukaryota; Metazoa; Rotifera; Eurotatoria; Philodinida; Philodinidae
Source: the annotation of a GenBank genome assembly